CGCGGCGGAGGGGCGAUGCGGCGCUGGGGGGCCUCGCUGGCGCCCUUGGCGGGCUCGCUGGCGCUGGGGCUGGGCUUGGGCGCCGCCUGGGCCGGGGGGCAGCGCCGGGGGUCGCCGGAGGGGCUGCUGGCGCGGCUGCCCGUCGUGCCGGUGGCGGCCUCCUCCUCCUCCUCCUCUUCCUCCUUGGAGGUGGGCCGGGGCGGCGGCGGCGGCGAGCUGGCCAAGUACGGCCUGCCGGGGCUGUCGCAGCUGCGGAGCCGCGACUCCUACGUGCUGUGCUACGACCCGCGAGCCCGGAGCGCCCUGUGGGUGGUGGAGCGGCUGGACGCGGCGGGCCUCCGCGGCUCCUCCGAGCGCGCCGCCUGCGACUUCCGCGAGGACGACUCCGUCCACCCCUACCACCGCGCCAGCAACGCGGACUACCGGGGCAGCGGCUUCGACCGGGGCCACCUGGCCGCCGCCGCCAACCACAAGUGGAGCCAGAAGGCCAUGGGGGACACCUUCUACCUCAGCAACGUCGCCCCCCAGAAUCCUCAUUUAAAUCAAAACGCCUGGAAUAAUUUGGAAAAGUAUUCUCGCAGUUUAACGAAGACUCACCAGAAUGUUUAUGUCUGCACCGGCCCACUUUUCCUUCCCAGGAUGGAGCCAGAUGGGAAGAUGUACGUGAAGUACCAAGUCAUCGGCCGGAAUCACGUGGCCGUCCCCACCCACUUCUUCAAGGUGCUGAUCUUGGAAAAAACCCGGGGAGAAGUGGAGUUGCAAUCCUACGUCAUGCCCAACGCCCCCGUAGACGAGAACGUCCCCCUGGAACGCUUCCUGGUCCCCAUCGAGAGCAUCGAGAGGUCAUCGGGCCUCCUCUUCGUCCCCAACAUCAUGAAAAAGACCACCAGGUUGAAAGCCAUCACGGCUGGGAGCGCGGCCUGAGGACCACUGCAGAGACCGGCUGGGAGUGGCGUCGGAAUAGAAAUAGUUCUCGCUUUGCGGCCACGACUGAGCCCGAAAAUCUCUGCCGCUAA
Molecule: messenger RNA, 1016 nt
Organism: Thamnophis elegans (Western terrestrial garter snake)
Lineage: Eukaryota; Metazoa; Chordata; Lepidosauria; Squamata; Natricidae
Product: endonuclease G, mitochondrial-like
Biological process (GO): apoptotic DNA fragmentation
Cellular component (GO): mitochondrial inner membrane; nucleus
Molecular function (GO): RNA endonuclease activity; metal ion binding; single-stranded DNA endonuclease activity
Source: RefSeq, a predicted model, not a curated record